GAUGAUGGAGACCUUUCAGUCAGCAGCGGACUCAGACCUUGACCUUUUAGAGAAGUGAGUGUUGGUGCAGCAGCUGGAUGGAUUCGUCCCACCGCAGCAUGAGUCGUGAGGCAACAUGAUCACUGAACCAGUCAUAAACUAGAGGCAUAUAACCAUUUCCUUUAAGAAGACGCUGGUGGUUUCUUUUUUUUCUUUCUUGACAUCAGUGAACAUUAGUCACUUGGAGACUGCACUGCGUGACGCCUGUGUACCCUCCAGCGACUCCUCACCAUUAUUAGGACGGGCACGAACAUGGAAGUAGCGGCGACAUGAAGGGAUGCGUUACAGACAGCUGCCAUAAGAAAAAAUAGAACAAUUAACACACAGGAAACAGGAAGUGUGAUCUGUAUUAUCACAGUUUGUGUGUGUUUGGUGUGUUCGUGUCAGGGAGUGUGUGUUUCAGUAAGGUGCAUGUGGGAAUCUAGGCACCUACCUGGGCUGUUGGAUAAUGUCUCUGAAACUACGCAACUGGGACUUCAGCACCUUCAAAGCUGAGACAGCUCGGAUAGCCCGAUCCAAAAGUGUGAUUCCUGGAGAGGGGGCCCCUGGAUCGAGCUCACCACGCUCCCCCGGAUCCAUGGAGAGGCCCCUGAAGGCCGGCUGGCUGAAGAAGCAACAGAGGUCCUUGGUGAAGAACUGGCAGCAGCGCUACUUCGUCCUGAGAGGCAGCACUCUGACCUACCACAAAGAUGACAAGGAGACCACUGUACAGGGUGUCAUCCAGCUACGAUUCAGCAAAGUCAAUGAACUCCCACCAAGUUCAGAUGACCCUGGAAAGUACCUCUUUGAGAUUAUACCACGUUCGACUGGAGAUCGAGAGCGCUGUCCAUACGUGCUCAUGGCCAACUCCCAAAGUGAUUUCGAUGAUUGGAUCCGAGCAUUACGCAGAGUCAUUGGAGUACCAACGAGUGGAGUUUUUGGAAAGAGUCUCAUAGACACAUUAACAUAUGAGCAGCGCUUUGGACCUCACACAGUACCAAUCCUGGUGCAGAAGUGUGUGGAGUUCAUCACAGAGCAUGGGCUGGAAGAGGAGGGAAUCUUCCGCCUUCCUGGUCAGGACAACGCAGUCAAACAGUUCAGAGAUGCUUUUGAUGCAGGAGAAAGGCCGUCCUUCCCAAGUGACACAGAUGUCCACACGGUGGCGUCGCUGCUCAAACUGUACCUGAGGGAGCUUCCUGAACCUGUGGUACCAUGGUCUCAGUAUCAAGACUUCUUGGACUGCACUAACCUGUUAGACCCCAGCGGCAGAGAGGGCUGGGAAAAACUGGAAAAACAAAUAGCUCUUCUUCCCAGAGCCAACUACAACAUUCUCCGUUAUGUCUGUCGGUUUUUAUUUGAGGUGCAGCGACAUUCCAAUGUGAAUAAGAUGAAUGUGGAAAACCUGGCUACUGUGAUGGGAAUCAACCUGCUGAAACCUCAGAUAGAAGAUCCGGCCACUGUUAUGAAGGCGACUCCUCAGAUCCAAAAGAUGAUGACUGUGAUGAUUAGACAGCAUGAAACCUUGUUUCCUAUCUCCAAAGAUGUGCAUCCAGCAUCCCCUUCAAAUAAGACUGAAGCUCAGAAAAAUGCCCCUCGAAGCUUUGUUGGUUGGGAGUCUGCAGAGCUGGGAGAUGCAUCUAUGUCUGAGUCUCCAGAAGAGGAGGAAGACGCUGAUAGUCCAGGACCACUAAGAGGUGAUUUCAGCCCCAAGGCAGCCCUGCAGGAGUCUUUCUCCCCUUGCUCAGAUGAUUGGUCUGGAAGUCCUCGCAAGCGCACCCAGACCCUCCCCACAUUCAACUGCCCCCUCACUGGGAUGGCAGCCAAGGCGGAUGCUCUCAACAGGUGGAGCCGCAUCAGUGAGAGCGGAGAGGAGAAGGGCGGAACUUUGUCUGAGGAUAUUUUUAAAAUUCUUGAUCUGCGGACGUCAGGAUCAUUUUUUAGAGAAUCUAACAUGAAUACCAAAGAGGGGGAGAAUAGAUUAAGUGAACGAAGGGGGAGUGACAACACAAGCUCUUCCAGUGCUGCCUCCCAGAAACCUGAGAGUAACCUCCAACCUGCACGGGAGCUGUCUCAUCAGAAGAGUGUGGACAGCCUGAUGGCCAACAGAUCUGUGCAGCAGGUCAACAGCAAGGCAGAACAGAAGGAUAACCCUGAUCAGCUUGAGAAGACCUUGAAAGAACAGAACAAGGAGCUGAAGGCCACUGUUGCAGAACUCCAGGCUGCUCUAGAGGCAGAGCGCCGCCGUGUGGCUGCUCUUGAGAUCUGUUUGAAGAAUGCAGAACGCAGCAAGGAAGAAGCCCAGAGACGCAAUGACGAACUGCAAAGAGACAUUCAGCAAUUCCUUGUUAAGGAAAAAAAACAAGCCUCUACUUAAAAUGAGGUUCUUUAGAAGUCUGUGUAUUUAUGAGUCUGAUAACUUGAACAGAACUAAUUUAAAAUAAGCAGUUUGUCACUGUUGGAAUAUUUUUUCAUUUCUGUGGGAGGUAGAAGAUAAGUUAUUGGUUCAUAUGCUUAUGCAUCUGAGAUUAGUCUAAUGUCAUUGCUCUGGAUUCAAUUUGAAUUCACUUCAGACACUCUUGUCUGCAGGAGCAUUUACACAGAGUGCAAAGGAGGGGAAGAGCCACACUGGGAAAGUAUGAAAAGAACUUUGAAAAUAAUGACUGAACAACUCAUAUUCUCUGAAAACAGAUUACAGUAUCAAAGUCCUGGGAGAGUCAGAUGGAUGACAUAAGAUAUCCAUCUCUGUUACCACAAGUGAGAGAAAAGCACAAAUUAAAGUCAAAUAAUCUUCCAGCUGCAUUGAUCUGUAGCAACAGACGUGAAGAUAAGUUUGAAUGUAUUUGUUUUACAAAUUAUGUGCAGAUAGAAAAUUGACAAAUCCAAAAAAAGGUACGAUUACAGCAAAAUGAAAGAGAAAACUGGAAUGAAGCAAUGUAUCGUGUAAGAAAAGAGCUAACUUGCAUAGUAAAAAAAAGUUAAUAAAAGUGUUAAACAUUAAUUUACAUUUA
Cyprinodon variegatus (sheepshead minnow) is the source of this 3026-nucleotide messenger RNA. It is a transcript of the gene arhgap25, whose product is annotated as Rho GTPase activating protein 25. Gene Ontology annotation, biological process: phagocytosis, engulfment; actin filament organization; activation of GTPase activity. Gene Ontology annotation, molecular function: GTPase activator activity. The coding region runs from base 488 to 2392 and encodes 634 amino acids. Gene Ontology annotation, cellular component: phagocytic cup. The record is from RefSeq and is a predicted model, not a curated record. The transcript is spliced from 11 exons. Lineage: Eukaryota; Metazoa; Chordata; Actinopteri; Cyprinodontiformes; Cyprinodontidae.